CUGAGCGACGAGAGCGGCGCGCUGGACUCGCUCAUGUCGCGCCUUGCGCACGUCUACAACAGCCUCUCCUUCAAGGAGCUGGAGCUCGCGCGCGACGCCGCGCCCGGCACCCCCUGCGCCGCGCGGUUCUCCGAAGACCAGAAGUGGUACCGCGCCGAGCUGUGCUCGGUGGCGCCCCCCGACGUCGUGGUGAGCUUCGUCGACUACGGAAACAGCGAGGCGGUCGAGGCCGAGAGCCUCAAGUCGCUGCGGCGGGAGUUCGCAGCGCUGCCGCGGCAGGCCGUGCGCUGCGAGCUCGCCGGCGUGCGCCGCGGCGCGGACGUCUCGCGCGUCGCCGACCCGCACGUCGACGCGGCGACCCCGCUCGCGAUGGAGGUCGUCGAGGUCGGGCGAGACGCGGUUGUCGUCUCGCUGCGCGACCCGGCCACCGGCGCGUGCCUCAACCGCGAGCUCGGCGCGGCGGCGGCGACGACGCCCGAGCCGGAGGAGGGGAUCCCACUGCCGCCACUCGCGGAGGUGGAGAGCGUGUACGUGACGGCGGUCGAGGGUCCGGCGCGCUUCCACGGACAGCUGACGAAGCUGCCGAGCGAGGGGCUCGAGGAGUUCCAGGAGCGGCUGUACGCUCACUACGAGCGCGGCGGCGAGCCGGGGCUGUUCGAGGACGGUGGCGCGCACGUCGGAGACUUCUGCGUCGUCCGAUUCUCGCUCGACGACGGGUGGUACCGCGGGCGCGUGCUGCCGUCGGACGGCGGCGGGGAGGCGCACGUGCGAUUCGUCGACUACGGCAACGCGGAGCGACGUCCGCCGCGGCUCGUGCGGCACAUCGCGCGCGAGUUUCGCUCGUUCCCGCAGCACGCGAUCGAGUGCGAGCUGGCGUCGCCGCCUCAGGGCCUCGCCGGGGCCGAGCUGCGAGCGCUGCUGCAGGACAGCACGAUCGAGGUGCGCGUCGUCGCCCGCGGCAACGCCAACGACGCCACGUGCACGGUCGAGCUCACCGACAAGGACUCGCUCGGCUCGUCGGCGCCCCCUGCCACCGCGUCGUUCACGGCCGUCGCGGUCCGAGAGGGCACCAACGAGGAGGUCGCCGUCGUGCACCUGAACGGCCCGGAGGAGAUCUACGUCCAGCUGCUGCGGUCGUCCGACGACCUGCAGGCGACGAUGCGGCGUCUGCAGGCGUACGGCGACGCCGCGAAACCCGGGGACGCCAUCGCGGGCCGCCCGCCUCCGAACGCGACCUGCGCCGCGCGCUACUCCGCCGACGACAUGUGGUACCGCUGCCGCGUCGUUGCGGCGACGCCGUCCGGCGAUGCCGACGUCUGCUUCGUCGACUACGGCAACGUGGAGCGCAUGCGCGCCGGCGCGUUGCUGCGCCUGCCGGCGGAGCUGCUGUCGCUGCCGGCGCAGGCGGUGCGCUGCAGCCUGCGCGGCACCGCCGGGAUGACGGGGCGGCGCGACGAGCUCGCGGAGAUGAUCGCGGACGAGGUGGUGACGGCGCGCUUCGUGGAACGCUCGCGCGAUGGAUACGUUGUCGAGAUGACGGACGCGCGCGGCGGCAGCGUCAGCGAGCGCUACCGCGAGAAGACUCAAGCGCCGGCGGCGCCACAGCAGCAGCAGCAGCCUGCGGAGCGACCCCCGACGAAGCCCCAGGUCAUCUCGUCCGGUCCCUGGCAGGGAGAGUCCGGCGGGAGGCCAUCCAACUCGAGUAGAAACGCGCCUGACGCCGGUAGCUGGCCGUCCAACUCGAGUAGAAACGCGCCUGACGCCAACAGCUGGCCGUCCAACUCGAGUAGAAAUGCGCCUGACGCCGGCGGCAGAGCGUCCAACGCGAGUAGAAGUGCGCCGGACUCCGGCUGGGACAAGCGCAUGGACGUCAGGAGGGGCGACCAUGACUAUCGCACGGAGGACCAUAACCACGCCCGCGCGGCUCCAUCUGGCGGCCGAGCCGACAGCCGCGACUGGAGGCGGCCGGACGCGGACGACGACUGGGAGAGCGGCGACACGACG
Messenger RNA from Priapulus caudatus, 2004 nucleotides. RefSeq names its product tudor domain-containing protein 1-like. The record is from RefSeq and is a predicted model, not a curated record. NCBI's taxonomy places the organism in Eukaryota, Metazoa, Priapulida, Priapulimorpha, Priapulimorphida, Priapulidae. The annotation marks the transcript as partial. The transcript has a single exon. Gene Ontology annotation, biological process: spermatogenesis.